CUACACCAGAGCUCUACACCACACCUCUACACCACACCUGCGGGCCACACCUCUGCACCAGACCUCUACACCACACCUCUACACCGCACCUGUACGCCACACCUCUACACCACACCUCUACGCCACACCUCUACACCACACCUCUACACCACACCUCUACACCACACCUCUACACCACACCUCUACACCACACCUCUACACCACACCUCUACACCACACCUCUACACCACACCACCACACCUCUACACCACACCUCUACACCACACCUCUACACCACACCUCUACACCACACCUCUACACCACACCUCUACACCACACCACACCUCUACACCACACCUCUACACCACACCUCUACACCACACCUCUACACCACACCUCUACACCACACCUCUACACCACACCUCUACACCACACCUCUACACCACACCUCUACACCACACCUCUACACCACACCUCUACACCACACCUCUACACCACACCUCUACACCACUCCUCUACACCACUCCUCUACACCACUCCUCUACACCACUCCUCUACACCACUCCUCUACACCACUCCUCUACACCACUCCUCUAUGUUGGAUUCUGGGAAUCAGUAGAUGACAAUCUUAAGUUAUCCAGAUCUAACCCUAUGUCUGAAAGAUAUACUUUGCUGACAGGAACACAUUCAGGGUAA
Molecule: messenger RNA, 675 nt
Organism: Vanderwaltozyma polyspora DSM 70294
Lineage: Eukaryota; Fungi; Ascomycota; Saccharomycetes; Saccharomycetales; Saccharomycetaceae
Exons: 1
Source: RefSeq, a predicted model, not a curated record